Messenger RNA from Bolinopsis microptera, 1470 nucleotides. Its product is annotated as filamin A-interacting protein 1-like. Lineage: Eukaryota; Metazoa; Ctenophora; Tentaculata; Lobata; Bolinopsidae. The coding region runs from base 90 to 1370 and encodes 426 amino acids. The transcript is spliced from 11 exons. The record is from RefSeq and is a predicted model, not a curated record.
AAAUCGCUUGUAUGUUACGUUGACGCGAAUUUGUCCAUAUUUUAGUGUAAACCUUCUAAUUGUAGUUAAGCUAAUUGGUUAAUUAAAAUAUGACUAUCAUGGAUGAGAGUAGUGACAUGUUGUCAAGGUUUUAUCAAAGUUUGUUGAUCACGCAAAGGAAGAACGAAGAGCUGAUUUGUACGUUGGAAGAUAGUGUGCUACAAUUGGAGAGAUUGGAGUCUAUGUCCGAGGAUGAUCCUCUGAAUGAAGUCAUAGCAAAUCUCAGGGUGGUUACUUUGGAAACAAUCCGUCCUAACCAGAAUAGCUCACGGGAACUGGACGGUUUUAUGAAGCUGUUGGAGGCGAGGCUUUGUGAGAUCAAGGCUCAGGAGAAACACAACGAGAAACAGAUUUUAACAAUUGAAAAAGAGAGACGAGAUGUGAAAUCCCAAAGGUCGGCUCUUGAUGAGCAGAAGAGGUUGCUUGCUAAUGAUAAGGAGAAGCUGGAGCAGAAAAUUGACCAGGAAAGAAGCGAGUUAUUAGCUCGAGCAGAAAAGUUGGCGGCAAUGGCAAAGAUAAUCGAGCAUGAACCUGAAUCACUGGAGGUGUCCGUUAUCAAGGAGGCAGAGAAGGGUAAACUGAAGUCAGAGUUGUCGGUAAUGAAGAAGACAGAGGAGAUCAAGGGACUGGAGACGAUGUGUGAACGUUAUCAGGAGGAAAUUAAGAAGGUAAGGGAUGAUGCUAGAGAAGCGAUAAAGAUCAGUGAGAAUCAAGCGAUUGAGGCUUGCAAGAGGUUGAAACAAAUGAACACAGAGUUAGUGAAAUCACAAGAUACAGCCAGAAGAAUGCAGCAAAUUCUUGUGGCAGAAAAAGAUCGAAACAAAGAAUUGAAGGCAUCACUUGACCACGAGCGACUCCAGCCCAUCAGCAAACACAUGGCUUCGAGUCUGGCAGAUGGUAGUGUUGAGGGAAACUUAGCCACUAUUCCUGGACUGUCACGUGCCCUGAUACAACGUGCAGCACGUGCUGGCAAUAUGCCAACUGCUAUCAGGGUCGAGGAACUGCUCAAGAAAAACGAAAGUCUGAGACUUGAAGUGGAAACAAGCAACAAAGCGUUAAGUGAUCUCCAAAGAGAGCACACCAAAGUUAAAGAGAGUUGUAAAACAGCUUGUUCAAACCUUCACUACACCACGAUGCAAGUGACGACCCUAAAGCAGAGCCGGGAGAAUGCGUUACAAAAGCUGAAGAAAGCUCAACAGAACUACGACGCUCUGAACAGAUCCCUGACGAAACAAGCUGCAGGCUGGGUGCAAGAGAGGCUAGAUGAUCGUACAGUGGACAGAACGAGGAAGAUGCAACGCCUCUUCCCCAAUCUCAAUACCGUUGCAUAGUUAAUCAAAGUUUACCUGUGGCGUUAUAAACUUGAACUCAUGAAUUAUUCUCUAGUGGUUCGAUGAAGUUUUAUUUGAACGCUAACAGCAUUGAGACGAA